AUGUCUACCUCUUCUCCUAUGGUCACCCUCGAGCAGGCUACCUGGGCCUGGAUUAUGGCCGGCCCAGCCAAGCAUCGUCUGUCCAUUGGCAAGCGCUUCGUCAAGGCCUUCAUGGCUGGCCUCUUCCUCUCCACGGGCGGCAUGCUUGUCCAAGUCCUCAGCGCCGACCCUUGGCUGACAGAGAAUGCGGCUGGCCUCCUCAAAAUCAUCCAGGGCGCCGUCUUCCCGGUCGGUCUCGUGAUGAUUGUGCUUCUGCAGAUGGACCUCGUUACGGGCCAGAUGGCAAUCAUGACGAUGGCGACGAUCAAGCGCAAGGUGCCCUACUGGGCUUGGAUUGCUGAUUGGGCGCUGGUCUUCGUGGGCAAUUUGGCCGGAGCUCUCCUCUACACGGGCAUCGUCUACGGCUCUGGCAUCUACACUCCCGCAAUGAAGACUGGAGCAGCAGGCGUUGCCACGAUGAAGGCUGGCUCCUCGAUCUCCUUUGGCAAGAACAUCGUCCGUGCCAUUGGCUGUAACACCCUCGUCUGCCUGGCCGUCUUCCAAGCCAGCCUCGCAAAGGACGCAGUCAGCAAGGUCGUCUGUGCCUGGUUCCCCAUCUUCGUCUUUGUAGCUGCAGGCUUCGAGCACGUCGUAGCUUCGAUGUUCCUCAUCCCAGAGGGCCUCGAGAAUGGGGCAAUGGUCACCGUUGGACGCUACAUUGGUACGGCACUGGUGCCUGCCUUCUUGGGCAACGUCAUUGGAGCUUGGCUACUCGUUCUGCCCCUCAUGUACCUCUAUGGUGGCGAUGAGUUCGACCCUGCUAAGACGACAGAAGAGAAGGGAAGCCCGUCGCCGACAAUCCAUGAGCCCAUGGGCCAGGUUCAGUCGGGCCACUACGUCAAGGACAUCGAGAGGGCUGAGCCCUAG
Messenger RNA from Jaminaea rosea, 906 nucleotides. RefSeq names its product Formate/nitrite transporter. Gene Ontology annotation, molecular function: high-affinity secondary active nitrite transmembrane transporter activity. The coding region runs from base 1 to 906 and encodes 301 amino acids. Gene Ontology annotation, cellular component: membrane. Gene Ontology annotation, biological process: transmembrane transport; nitrite transport. The transcript has 2 exons. The record is from RefSeq and is a predicted model, not a curated record. Lineage: Eukaryota; Fungi; Basidiomycota; Exobasidiomycetes; Microstromatales.